Messenger RNA from Nicotiana tabacum (common tobacco), 819 nucleotides. RefSeq lists its product as uncharacterized. NCBI's taxonomy places the organism in Eukaryota, Viridiplantae, Streptophyta, Magnoliopsida, Solanales, Solanaceae. The record is from RefSeq and is a predicted model, not a curated record. Gene Ontology annotation, molecular function: nucleic acid binding; RNA-DNA hybrid ribonuclease activity.
AUGUUCUUUGAUGGAGCUGUAAAUGAAAAAGGUGUCGGGAUCUGGGCAAUAUUGAUUUCACCCACUGGUGAGCAUUAUCCGGCCACAGCCUGGCUUUGUUUCUUCUGUAUGAACAACACUGCCGAGUAUGAAGCUUGCAUUAUGGGCAUGAACAUGGCAGUUGAUCUGGAUGUUGAGGAAUUGUUAAUCAUGGGAGAUUCUAAUUUAAUUAUCCGGCAAGCUCAAGACGAGUGGGAAACUCGAGAUAUCAAACUCAUCCCAUACAGACAACAUGUUGAAUAUCUCAGCAAAUGGUUCAAGUCCAUCGAAUUCAGGUAUAUUCCUCGAUUCCACAAUGGGUUAGCUGAUGCACUAGCUACUUUGGCCUCAAUGCUACCGUAUCCUGGCAAUGUCCAUAUUGACCCGCUGGAAAUCCAAAUUCGAGAAAGGCAUGGUUAUUGUAAUGCAAUUGAAAUAGAACCAGAUGUUCAUCCAUGGUAUCAUGAUAUCAAAAGAUUUUUGAAAACAAAGGAAUAUCCCGAGCAGGCCAGUGGAGAUCAAAAGAGAAAUAUCAGAAGGCUUGCAAGCAGUUUCUUUUUGAGCGGAGAGGUCUUGUACAAAAGCUCUAGAUUUGAAUCUUUUGAGGUUCCUAGCGAGAAUGGGAGCUUGCGUAUUGCUUGGCGUCGCCUGGGCAUUUUCUUGCUUGUGGUUGCGCUGCGUGUGAUCAAUAACAAGGAAGAGCAGGUGACAGAGCGUGCACCGCUAGGUCCAACACGAGAUGGGGCUGGAAAAAUACCUGGCGUCGCCUGGAUGUUGUUAUUUGGUAGAAUUAAUGCAUAA